This is a messenger RNA of Magallana angulata, 843 nucleotides long. Its product is annotated as protein N-terminal glutamine amidohydrolase-like. The transcript has 7 exons. The record is from RefSeq and is a predicted model, not a curated record. Gene Ontology annotation, cellular component: nucleus; cytosol. NCBI's taxonomy places the organism in Eukaryota, Metazoa, Mollusca, Bivalvia, Ostreida, Ostreidae. The coding region runs from base 1 to 600 and encodes 199 amino acids. Gene Ontology annotation, molecular function: protein-N-terminal asparagine amidohydrolase activity; protein-N-terminal glutamine amidohydrolase activity.
AUGGCGUACAAAAAACCCAUUGAAGUUAUUGAAAUACAGAAAGAGGACUGCACAUAUACAGCUUCUUAUUGUAAUGAAAACGUUUGGUGGUUAUGCGAUUCGGUAAAGAAGAAAUUUCCAGAGGAAAUCCAAUACUGCUAUUGUGUUUACAUAUCGAACGAACAGAGGGCCACCCCGAUUUGGAAACAAAAAGCAAGUCAUCAACAAGAUGGACAAGUUGUAUGGGAUUAUCACGUUAUAUUCCUGUACCAAACCUCAGAAUCUGGGACAUUGGUUUAUGACUUAGACACCACCUUGACAUUUCCUUCUGACUUAAAGCAAUAUUAUGAAGAAGCCAUCAAGGACAAUAAAAGUCUUAAACCAGAGUACCAUAGAAUGUUCCGAGUAAUACCAGCUGCUGAAUAUCUGAAGUCAUUUGCAUCAGACCGAUUACACAUGUUGACUCCUGAUGGUCGUUGGAAGGCGCCACCCCCUCCAUACCCUCCGAUAAAAACAGAAGAAUGUUCCGACAACCUUCAAGAAUUCAUAUCAAUGGAGGGAAAUGGCCAUGGAGUUGUUCUCGGUUUGAGUGAAUUUUUGAAUAGGUUUUUGAACUCGUAGGAGGGCGAAAACUUGACAUUAAUCCACAACGAGCUGUUUUAAACAUAGGACAACUAAUUUGCGAUAUGUAUAAUUGUGUAUUAUUUACAUUUGCAUCAAUAUUCUUCUAAGGAUUCCUAUUCACGCCUUAAUCGAUAAUGGUAUAUAAUAUUUUUCCACUUCGGAUCGACCACGAAAAGAUAUCUAUUGGAAACUACCUAUUUUGUAUUUGUAUCAAGUUUUGAAGAACUACGAACGGCAGCA